Molecule: messenger RNA, 2187 nt
Organism: Elaeis guineensis (African oil palm)
Lineage: Eukaryota; Viridiplantae; Streptophyta; Magnoliopsida; Arecales; Arecaceae
Product: nucleobase-ascorbate transporter 6
Biological process (GO): transmembrane transport
Cellular component (GO): membrane
Molecular function (GO): transmembrane transporter activity
Source: RefSeq, a predicted model, not a curated record
GGGGUUUGCAGAAGAUUCCUCUGGGCGGUGGUUUGGUGUGUCGCCACCUUUUAAGCCACCAUUUCGAGGGCAUUUCGCUCCUCCUCUUCUUCUUAGCAGUGUCUUGGUGGUCGUUUGGUUUUCUGGUCUGGGUUUAAGGUUCCGGGCCUCUUAGUUGGGGGAAAGUUUGGAUUUUGAUCCUUUAUUCCUGCAAAUUUUGUCUGGGGUUGGUUGGAGGUUGUUUUGUGGGUUCUUGGCCUAUUUCUUCCCGAAUCUCUGCAGGCAUUGGGAUUUCUGAGAGUGGUGGAGUAAUAUUUGUGGUUCUUUUGGGGCGUUCUUUUUGAGUAGAACGGGGUGAGGAGGAGAGAGGGGAGGAGAGAGAGAGAGAGGAAUGGCCGGAGGCGGAGCGGCGCCGGCACCGAAGCCAGAGGAGUUGGUGCCCCACCCGGUGAAAGAUCAGCUGCCCAAUGUUUCCUACUGCAUCACUAGUCCACCUCCAUGGCCUGAGGCCAUUCUUCUUGGUUUCCAACAUUAUCUGGUUAUGUUGGGCACUACUGUUAUCAUCCCCACUGCACUUGUUCCUCAGAUGGGGGGAGGCAAUGAUGAGAAAGCGAGGGUGAUCCAGACUUUGCUUUUCGUGGCUGGUUUGAACACUCUGUUCCAAACCUUCUUUGGAACUCGCUUGCCAGCUGUAAUCGGUGGAUCAUAUACCUUUGUUUUGCCGACCAUCUCUAUCAUUUUGGCUGGUCGUUACAGUAAUAUUGCGGAUCCUCAUGAGAAAUUCCUCCGAAUCAUGCGUGGAACUCAAGGUGCUUUAAUUGUUGCUUCAACCCUACAAAUUAUUGUAGGUUUUAGUGGCCUGUGGCGAAAUGUCACUAGAUUUUUAAGUCCACUGGCAGCAGUCCCUCUAGUCGCACUAGUUGGGUUUGGACUCUAUGAGCUUGGUUUUCCUGGGGUUGCCAAAUGCAUUGAAAUUGGUCUUCCACAGAUAAUUCUUUUGAUCAUAUUUUCACAGUACAUACCUCAUGCUAUACAUGCAGAGAGGCCUGUAUUCGAUCGAUUUGCUGUCAUUUUCUCAGUUGCAAUUGUAUGGCUUUAUGCAUUUUUGCUCACUGUUGGUGGAGCAUAUAGGCAUGCAGCACCGAAGACACAAUUGCAUUGCCGUACUGAUCGUUCUGGACUUGUCAGUGCAGCUCCCUGGAUAAGAGUUCCUUAUCCUUUUCAAUGGGGAGCACCGACAUUUGAUGCUGGUGAAGCUUUUGCAAUGAUGGCUGCUUCAUUUGUUGCCCUUGUAGAGUCCACUGGCACUUUCAUUGCGGUUUCAAGGUAUGCAAGUGCAACCCCGGUGCCUCCUUCAAUUCUUAGUCGUGGCAUUGGUUGGCAGGGAAUUGGUAUCUUGCUGGAUGGAUUAUUUGGAACUGCAAAUGGGUCCACGGUAUCAGUUGAAAAUGCUGGUUUGCUAGCCUUGACACGUGUUGGAAGCCGGCGAGUUGUGCAAAUAUCUGCAGGAUUCAUGAUUUUCUUUUCCAUCCUUGGAAAAUUUGGAGCAGUUUUUGCAUCCAUUCCAGCCCCUAUUAUCGCAGCUUUGUAUUGCCUUUUCUUUGCAUAUGUUGGUGCAGCAGGUCUCAGUUUCCUUCAGUUCUGCAAUCUCAACAGCUUCCGAACAAAGUUCAUCUUAGGAUUCUCUGUUUUUAUGGGCCUAUCAGUUCCACAAUACUUCAACGAAUACACUUCGGUUGCUGGUUAUGGUCCAGUUCACACUCAUGCAAGAUGGUUUAAUGAUAUCAUUAACGUGAUAUUCUCGUCAAAGGCAUUUGUUGCUGGCCUUGUGGCUUUUUUCUUGGACAACACCCUGCACAGGCGUGAUAGUGCUACUAGGAAAGACAGGGGUUAUCAUUGGUGGGACAGGUUCCGGUCCUUCAAGACAGACACCAGAAGUGAGGAAUUCUACUCAUUGCCGUUUAAUCUCAAUAAAUUCUUUCCAUCUGUGUGAGGUUGCGGCCAAGGUGUCACUCGGAAUGCAUGUAUCUCGUCCAUGAAGAGUUCUUUGGGCUAUGUUAUAGGGUUCAUUUCCUUGUCCCAGGGAAAAUCUGUGGUAUAAAUCAAUCCUGUGGAUUUGUAGGUUACACUCUCAUUUAAUAUAUGUUUAAUUUGUACAUGUGAUAGCUGACAUGGAUUAAAUUAGGAAAAUUAUUCUGCAUUUUCAGU